GUGGUUUUCCUCCGUGUAGCUGACUGAUAUUGUCAAUUAAACUUUUUAAUAAUAUCCAGUUAAGUUUGCGGCUAUCCUGAAACAUGCAGAACUACGCAAACAAUGUCAAGGAGUUUGGAGAGAGACAUGUGAUCGCUCUCACAGUUACCUUUGUUGCAGGGGUCGGCAUAUUGGCCUUGCGUAGGUGGAUGGCUGGAGGAGUGUGUCGGAGCAAGGCCAGGCUUGAUGGGAAAACAGUCCUUAUCACAGGAGCCAACACUGGGAUCGGGAAGGAGACGGCCCUGGAUAUGGCUCGGAGAGGGGCCAGAGUGAUACUAGCNUGCAGAGACAUGACCAGAGCCCGCAUUGCAGCAGAUGAGAUUCGACAGCGGAGUGGGAACGGCAAUGUGGUGGUAAAGAGACUGGACCUUGCCUCGCUGCAAUCUGUCAGAGACCUGGCCAAAGAUGUCCAGGAGAAUGAGGAGCGCUUGGACAUCCUCAUAAACAAUGCAGGUAUUAUGAUGUGUCCGAAGUGGGAGACUGAGGACGGCUUUGAAAUGCAGUUUGGUGUCAACCACCUGGGACAUUUUCUCCUCACCAACUGUCUGCUUGACCUGCUGAAGAAGUCAACUCCAAGUCGUAUUGUUGUUGUCUCUAGCCUGGCACAUGAGAGAGGUCGUAUACAGUUUGAUGAUAUCAACCUUGAUAAAAGCUACAGUCCUGAAAAGAGCUACCGCCAAAGCAAGCUAGCCAAUGUUCUCUUCUGCAGAGAGCUGGCUGCAAGACUACAAGGAACUGGUGUGACGGUGUACAGUCUUCACCCAGGGGUCAUCCGCACAGAGUUAGGCCGACAUUUUAUCCCUACCUUAGCCAUGUGGAAGAAGGUGAUAAUCAUGCCCUUUUUAUUGCUGAUCAAAAGUCCCUGGGAAGGAGCCCAAACCACCAUCUACUGCGCUGUGGAUGAGAGCCAGGCAAACACCAGCGGCCUCUACUACAGUGACUGUGCCCUCAAAAAGCCGGCACCACAGGCCCUGGAUGAUGCUGCAGCCAAGAAGUUGUGGGACCUCAGUACUUCCAUGGUUGGUCUGGCUUAAAUACAGCAGCCUGAUAUGCUUUCAUCAGCUGUUCCUCUGAAUGGAAUCAUUAGUCCUGUCUACACAGGUGAACAAAGGACUCUAAUUCAAUUUAUUAUCUAAUAUGCAUCAGGGCAUUGCAUUAAUUAAGAUUUUUCAUGUACUCUAAUCUCGCAGAUCUGAAAGGUUUGCAGUACAACAUUUUGCACUACUUACUCAGAUGAGAUGCGUUGCUUUGUCUUUAUAUUCUGCACAAUUUGUGGAUGAUUGUAUACUUAUGCUAUGCUGCUAUAUCUUUAUCAAAAAAAGGUAAGGUUUGCUAAUUAUUGUACCAUUUUGGCUGAAUGUCUGUAUUUUAUUCACCAAUUUCCCUUAUUUUGUUUUUAAUGUGGAAUACUAUCAUGCCUAUGGGCAGCACAGCCUCUUCCAUCUUUUCAACAACUUGCAAGAGACUUUUAGGGCUUCAAAUAGAUGUUUUUAUUCAUGGCAUCUAACAACUGCAAACAUACAGAGAAAUCAUUGUACUGUUUGUGUGGUCAAUUCUGUGUCCACCUGACUGGAGUCACCACAGUCAUGAAACCAUGUACAGCAAUAAAAGGAAGGUAAUGUGAGUGCCUGUGGGUUGAGGAGGCAGGAUGUGUUGAAGCAGACAUGAAGUGUUGCAUAAAGGAGGUGACCUUCAGUGCUGGCAGUUGGUGAGAAGAUUGUUGAGUUUGAGAGGAGAAAGGAUCCUCCACCAGGUGUAGAGAGGGAGUGGAUGCCUCGGGGCCAGAGAGCAGUCAGGAUACACCCAGUGGAUCUCAGCAGACGCAACCUCGUACCGAGUGCCCUCCUGUGUCUGUGUGUGUGUGUGUGUGUGUGUGAGUGUGUUUUUUUUUACACAGGACCCUGUUUGUGGUGUCUUGACAAGAUCAUUCUGCUGUUUUGUUACUCUCUUCACUUCUUUAAGGAGUGAAUUUGGUAAUUGAAUGUACUCAAAAAUGCACAAAGUGUGAAGCAGGAAACCACCAGCUGUGCAAUAAUAAAAGCAAUAAAUAUGGCAUGAAA
Stegastes partitus (bicolor damselfish) is the source of this 2099-nucleotide messenger RNA. Its product is annotated as retinol dehydrogenase 13-like. The transcript has 9 exons. NCBI's taxonomy places the organism in Eukaryota, Metazoa, Chordata, Actinopteri, Pomacentridae. Bases 84 to 1073 code for a protein of 329 amino acids. The record is from RefSeq and is a predicted model, not a curated record.